Musca vetustissima is the source of this 701-nucleotide messenger RNA. RefSeq lists its product as uncharacterized. The transcript is spliced from 4 exons. The annotation marks the transcript as partial. The record is from RefSeq and is a predicted model, not a curated record. NCBI's taxonomy places the organism in Eukaryota, Metazoa, Arthropoda, Insecta, Diptera, Muscidae.
GAAAUUGAUGUCGAAGUUGAGCUGACUGCCAACCAUUAUGGUCGCUUUGAAAUGUAUUUGUGUCCGAACAAUAAUCCCCGUAAAGAAGCCACACAGGAAUGUUUUGAUCGUUAUCCCCUAUAUAUUUCUGGAAGUCGGGAACAUCGUUUCUUGAUACCACGUGAAGCUAAAAAGAAGGAUAUUUUCCGUUAUCGUGUUCGUUUGCCACCCUAUGUCACCUGUACCCAAUGUGUCUUGCAAUGGACCUAUUAUACAGCAAAUAUGUGGGGUACUUGUGCCAAUGGUACUGAGGCUGUGGGUUGUGGUAAAGCUGAAACCUUCCGUAACUGUGCUGAUAUUGCCAUUGUUUCCAACACUGGUGGUGGUCUGCCACCAAUAUUCGUUAACAAAAAGAAUCCCUAUCUGUUGUACUACAGAGAUUAUAGAGCGCCCGAGGAUAAUAAUGUUUUCCCAUUGAUUGUAAGAGAUCAAAAAUGUAUUGCAUCUCCUGCCUUCCGUGCUUUACCUGGUAUGGAUAAUUGGUGCGAAACUAAUUGUUUGCGUUAUCCACCCAAUUGUCCGGCAACGGCCUGUCAUUGCCCUCAAGAAUGUGUCGCCAUUGGUGAGUUGGCUGGUAAAGAAGGUACCGACACCUGGUGCAUGGACCAAUGUCUUAAUUAUGAUUCUCAGUGCCCAACUGAUAAAUGCCGCUGCUUCUAGAG